AUUUUUCACAUAGACCCUUUGCUUCUCAUCUAUCUGAGGAACCAAUGAAGAUAGCCAAUGGGAAUUGGUGUUCAAGUUUUGAUAAUGGAAGGAAGAGUAAUGGAGAUUCUUCUUCUGUUGACAUACUUGAUGUUUUGCCAUCUGAUCCGUUUGGUAUGGAUAUCAACAAUACUUUCACGGCUAUUACUGGAUGGCUUGAGGAUUUGGAUUAUAAUAACCAAUAUGGAAGAAGAGGAGAUGACAUUUGGAUUGGUGAUGGAAACCAUCAGCAGCUCUUUGCUGGAUUGAGUUUCAUAUGGAACAAUGCAAUGCAGUUUCAGAGUAGUGGGUAUAGUAAUGGAUCGGAGUCGCUGUAUGGGUUUGGUGGGACGUUUGAUGGGUCUUUGUUUUCCGCAUGUAAAUUCCCGGAGAGUAGUGGGGACAAUAAUGUGGUUGGAGGAGCAUUUGAUGGUGAUGGAUCUUGUCAUGGUGCUUUUAUAUCUGCUAGUAGUGUUGAUGAGGUAUUGAGCCUUGAGGAUGCGAGGAAUGGUGGAGUUGUAGGAAGUAGUGAUCGCUGCAAUAAUGGAGGGGAGGAUGCAAAUGUUCAUCCAGCGUUUGGUUUUUGUCUUUAUCAUUUGGGAGUGAAGGAUCUUCUUUCAGUUAGUAUGGUUUGCAAGUCUCUGCAUACUACUGUUUGUGAUGACUCGUUACUGUGGAAACAUAUCCACAUUUGUCAACCGUUGAAUGAGAAGAUCACGGAAGAGGCUUUGCUGCAUUUAACUGAGAGGGCUCAGGGUACUAUGCAGUGUUUGAGGCUCGUAGAUUGCUGUAGAAUUACUGAUGAUUGUCUCAAGCGGGUGUUGGAGCGCAACCCACAAGUAGUCAAGCUUGGUGUGCCUGGAUGCACAAGAAUCACUAUCGAUGGUAUUUUGAGCAUCUUGAGGGAUCUGAAGUCUGUGGGAAAGCUUCAAGUGAAGCAUUUAGAAAUUGGUGGCCUCUUUGGAGUUACUAAAGAUCACUACGAUGAAUUGUUUGACUUGUUGAACAUAGACAAUAAAGUCGAGCAGACUAUUCAGAAGCCUCGUUUUUACCAUAGAGGAGAUGCAUGUGUGUCCUGUGAUGAUGACCGGGCGCUAGAUAUUGAGAUGUGCCCAAAGUGUCAGAAUUCUAGGCUUGUGUACGACUGUCCAGCAGAAGAUUGUAAAGGGAAAAAAGAAGGUUCUGAGGAAUGCCGUGCUUGUUCUCUUUGCAUACAGAGAUGGAAGUUGGAUUUGGAGACUACACAAGAAGUGUUUGUCAUUGAUGAUGUUACAUUGCUGAAGCCACUAAAGGAUACCUCAGAGCUGCAUUUAGGACAAGAAACUACAUAAUCAUUUGGUUGUCUAGUUUCUUACUCGAGAUCAUAAACUCCAUUUCGAUGAAGGUUGGUGAUAUACCUUUGCUCAAUGGAGAUGAUCUUCAACUAUCUUUAAAAACUUUUUAAAAAUAAUAAAAAUUUGCUCCAUUU
This is a messenger RNA of Arabidopsis arenosa, 1486 nucleotides long. Lineage: Eukaryota; Viridiplantae; Streptophyta; Magnoliopsida; Brassicales; Brassicaceae. The record is from the annotation of a GenBank genome assembly.